CGCCGCUCCAUCCUAUCUGACUGUUUCUUUCUCUCCACUCUUUUACACAGAGGUUUUUUUUUUUUUUUUAAAUAAAAGAAAAAGAAGGAAAGAGAAGGGAGUAAAGUGGCCGCUACGAGGCGAACCACAACAAUGAGUCGGUCCUGACUAAAAAUGAAUGGAUAAGCCAAUCUAUUCUGAGCUCUAAUGAGAUUAAAGAGUCAGCGCAGACAUGGGUCGUGGCGGCGUGGUACCUUUCGUUGAUCUCCUCGGGGAUCAUUUUCCCUGUCAGCAGUCCUCCCAGCGUGGAAAUGGCGUUUUUGACACAGAGGAUGCCGCGGAUGCCAGGGGACAAUAACACACAUUUGAAUGCACGCUCACCUGUGCCGCUUUUGGGGCGCGCCGAAUCCUAGAAGAAGAAAAGGAGGAGGAGGAGGAGGAGGAAGAAGUAGUACUAGAAGAAGUCGCGGCAGUAGUGGUAAAGGAGGACAAAAUGAAGUACCAGAAAUAUAUAACGGUGAUGCAGAUGGCCAUGGGAGUGACAGCCUCCAACAAAGACUGCCUCCCCGUUAAGAGACAGCUGUGGGUGACCCCACCAGAUGGAGAUACGUCCCCCUCAGGUGCUCCCGGGACUUCAGAUGGGCCUUUAGGUGCUACUGGUGGCGCUGGUGCUAUGGCAAUGCCUGCCACCUCCACCCUCUCGUUGCCCAUGAGCCAAGGUAAACCUUCCCUGCGUCGCAUCAAAGGCCGCAUUCACCGCAGCAAGAGCCUGGACAGCAUCGACCUGCUUGACUCCAACAGUGCAGCAAUGGAGGAAACGGUCAUAUGGGAACAGCACACAGUGACCCUUCACAGGGCCCCAGGAUUUGGGUUUGGCAUCGCCAUCUCAGGUGGACGAGACAACCCUCAUUUCCAGAGCGGAGAGACAUCCAUUGUGAUUUCUGAUGUGUUGAAAGGAGGCCCCGCAGAGGGUCUGCUACAAGAAAAUGAUCGAGUAGUGAUGGUCAAUGCAGUCUCUAUGGACAAUGUAGAGCAUGCCUAUGCUGUUCAGCAACUUCGCAAGAGUGGCAAAAAUGCAAAGAUAACCAUUCGCAGGAAAAGGAAAGUACAAAUCCCAGUCUCACGGCCAGGAGACAGAGAGACUAUGUCGGAGCACGAGGAGGAAGACAGUGAUGAGGAAGAUGGUUACGAUCCCCACACCGCUCGUGGUGGCCAAAGUGCCUACGGAGGAGCGAGCGGAGGCACAGGCACAGGCAGGCGUCAAGAUCGUGAGCGUAGCAACAGUGGGAGGAGGGAUCACAGUGCCUCACGGGAGAGAAGCGUGUCGCCGCGCUCUGAUCGUAGAUCACAAGCCUCUUCUGCUCCACCCAGGCCUUCCAAGGUCACCCUUGUAAAGUCUCGGAAAAAUGAAGAAUAUGGAUUGCGACUGGCCAGCCACAUCUUUGUGAAAGACAUCUCUCCAGAGAGCCUCGCUGCCAGAGAUGGAAACAUCCAGGAGGGAGAUGUUGUUCUUAAGAUCAAUGGCACAGUUACAGAGAACCUAUCACUGAUAGAUGCCAAGAAACUGAUUGAAAGGUCAAAGGGCAAGCUGAAGAUGGUGGUGCAGAGAGAUGAGCGAGCCACGCUGCUCAACAUUCCUGACCUUGAUGACAGCAUCCCAUCAGCCAAUAACUCCGACAGAGACGACAUUUCAGAAAUACAUUCACUGACAUCAGACCAUUCCAAUCGGUCCCAUGGGCGAGGUCGAUCACGUUCACCUGACAGGCCUGAGACAUCGGACCAUCUCCGUCACUCUCCUCGGCAGAUCAGCAACGGCAGUCAUCGGAGUCGAGAUGAGGAACGCGUAUCCAAACCAGCCAUGUCCACACCGGUCAAAAGCUCUGAUGAUGGUGUCUUGUCUCAGGCCAGCGACCAGGCCAGCUCCAGAGAUGACAAACAGUUACCUCCACUGCCUGAACCAAAGCCAGUGUAUGCACAGCCUGGUCAGCCUGACGUGGAUCUUCCUGUCAGCCCGUCAGACGCCCCUGUACCAAGUGCUGCUCAUGAUGACAGCAUUCUCAGGCCAAGUAUGAAGCUGGUCAAGUUCAAGAAGGGAGAGAGUGUCGGCCUGCGGUUAGCUGGAGGGAACGACGUGGGAAUUUUUGUGGCAGGAGUUUUGGAAGACAGUCCUGCAGCCAAGGAGGGGCUGGAGGAGGGGGACCAGAUUCUCAGGGUGAACAAUGUGGACUUUGCUAAUAUCAUCCGGGAGGAGGCUGUGCUGUUUCUGCUGGAUCUCCCAAGAGGAGAAGAGGUUACUAUUCUGGCCCAGAAGAAAAAGGAUGUGUAUCGGAGGAUAGUGGAAUCAGACGUGGGUGACUCCUUCUACAUUCGGACGCAUUUUGAAUAUGAAAAGGAGUCGCCGUAUGGGCUGAGCUUCAACAAAGGCGAGGUAUUCCGCGUGGUGGAUACACUCUACAAUGGCAAAUUAGGCUCCUGGCUCGCUAUCCGUAUCGGCAAGAACCACCAGGAGGUGGAAAGGGGCAUCAUCCCUAACAAGAACAGAGCGGAGCAGCUUUCCAGUGUGCAGUACACCCUCCCUAAAACACCAGGGGGUGACCGAGCAGACUUCUGGAGAUUCAGAGGACUGCGAAGUUCUAAGAGGAAUUUGCGGAAAAGCAGGGAAGACCUGUCAGCCCAGCCGGUUCAGACCAAGUUCCCUGCCUAUGAGAGAGUAGUGCUGAGGGAAGCUGGGUUCCUGAGGCCUGUAGUUAUCUUUGGACCAAUAGCAGAUGUGGCCAGAGAGAAACUGGCCAGGGAGGAGCCAGACAUUUUUGAACUAGCAAAAACACAGCAACAACAAGGAGGGGAAAAGAGUGAACCCAGGGAUGCUGGAACCGACCAGAAAAGCUCUGGCAUCAUUCGCCUGCACACGAUUAAACAGAUCAUUGACAGAGACAAGCAUGCUGUGCUGGACAUCACCCCCAAUGCAGUGGACCGUCUGAACUACGCUCAGUGGUAUCCCAUCGUGGUGUUUCUCAACCCAGACACCAAGCAAGGCGUCAAGAACAUGAGGACCCGGCUCUGCCCUGAGUCCAGGAAGAGUGCCAGAAAGCUUUAUGACCGAGCCCUCAAAUUAAGGAAAAACAACCACCACCUUUUCACCACAACGAUUAACUUGAACAGCAUGAAUGAUGGCUGGUUUGGAGGACUGAAGGAGAUGAUCCAGCAGCAACAGAACCAGCUGGUGUGGGUUUCAGAGGGCAAGGCUGAUGGGGCAACUGAUGAUGACCUGGAUAUCCACGACGACCGCCUUUCCUACCUGUCGGCGCCAGGCAGUGAGUAUUCCAUGUACAGCACCGACAGCCGGCACACCUCCGACUACGAGGACACUGACACAGAGGGCGGAGCCUACACCGACCAGGAGCUGGACGAAACGCUGAAUGAUGAUGUGGGCCCGCCCACGGAGCCCGCCAUCACCCGCUCCUCGGAGCCCGUCCGCGAGGACCCGCCUGUCAUCCAGGAGCCCCCGGGCUAUGCUGGCUACCAGCACACAGUGCAGCCGGACCCCCUGAACCGCAUCGACCCAGCUGGGUUCAAGGCACCAGCGCCGCAGCAGAAAGCAGAGGCCGCUGCCAUCCCUAGCAUCUCCCAGCAGCCUGAUCCCCUGACUGAGACAAUGCCCCCUGCUGUCGACGUUACUGUAAAAACUGUAGGGGCUCUGAGCCCUGAUGUGGCUCCUGCAGCUCCCUACAGCCACCCAAGCCCCAUCCCAGAGGCUGGCUCACUUAGGAGGCCAACCCCUGAGCUGGCCCCUCAGAGCAUCUCGCCAGAACCUCUGCAUCCUGGACUGGCCAGUUCAGAACCAAAGAUGUUUCAGAAGGAUCCAUACAGCGCAGACAACACAGGGAGAGUUGGUCACACCGUGAAGCCGCCGACUUACAGCCAUCAGCAGGGGUAUCAGCCUGACCAGCAGCCAUACAGAGAUUACGACCACCCACCCAAUCGGUAUGAUGUCAGCAGCAGUGGAGUCAGCAGUGGAGGUGGUUACCCAGAGCCAAAGUACCGUAACUAUGACUCUAACCCGCCGUACGAGAACAGUGUGCCUCACUUCGACCAGCAAUGGAACCCCUACAACCAGUCACUCUCUACUGCCAAUUCCCAACCCUACGAUCCCCGUUUGCCAUAUGGUGAUGGCCCCGAUUCCCAGUACCCACCUCCACUGCGCUACGAUGAGCCGCCACCACAUCAGCCAUUCGACGGGCGGCCUCGUUACGGUAAACCCACAGGUCCUGGACCUGUUCGUUACGAUGACCCGCCACCUCCCGCUCCGGUGUCUGAUCUGCACUACGACCCAGAUACUCACCUGAACUCGUACCCACCAGCUGCCCGCUCCCCAGAGCCCGCUCCCCCGCGGUUUGCCUACAACCAGGGACCAACGACACAACAGAAAGGCUACAAACCUCAGCAGUAUGACUCUACUCCUCUGAACUCUGAAACCAGCCCCACACCUCCUCCUAAGGCAGAAGCCCCCUCGCCCUCCCCUGCUGACGUUCCGAAACUUGCACCCGCCAGAGAUGACCAACAGGAGGAUGAUCCUGCCAUGCGGCCGCAGUCAGUCCUAACACGGGUCAAGAUGUUUGAGAACAAACGCUCCGUGUCCGUGGACCGCGCCAGAGAUGCAGCAGAUCCACCUGGAAGCAAGGCAGCCGAUUUACCCUUGAAAGCAGGUGGAGUCAUCCCUAAGGCGAAUUCUCUGAGUAACCUGGAUCAAGAAAAGACUUUUAGAGCUCCAGAGCCACAGUCCAAGGUGGCUGACGACAUCGUGCGCUCCAACCAUUAUGACCCUGAUGAGGAUGAGGACUACUACAGGAAACAGUUGUCUUAUUUUGACAAACUUCAGACCGGCCCCACCAAACCACAAGCACAAACAACGCACAGCUACCCCAGGAUGGAGUCAGUAGAGAAACCAAGUCCAGUGGAGAAAAAAUAUGAACCAGUUCCCCAGGUGACACCGUCUCUGCCACCAGCCACACUGCCCAAACCCUCAACUGAAGCCAAGCCUCCUGCCCGAGAAGACACUGUCCAGACCAACUUUCUGCCUCACAAGAGUUUUCCUGAGAAGGCUCCAGUUAAUGGCACAAGUGAACAGCCUCCAAAGACCGGGGCUCCACCUACAUCCAGCUACAACCGCUACGUGCCCAAGCCCUACACCACCUCUGCCAGGCCUUUUGCACGGAUGUUUGACAGUCCAAAAUUCAACCACAACCUUCUUCCCAAUGACAAGCCGGAGAUUGCUCCAAAGGGUCGGAGCUCUAGUCCAGUGAAGCCUCCCCCGCAGCCCCAGAACGCAGACCACGACAGUGGCCUGGACACUUUCACACGCACUAUGGACCACAGACCCAAAUAUCAGCACAACAAUGUCAACGCUGUGCCUAAGGCCAUCCCUGUGAGCCCCAGUGCCCUGGAGGAUGAUGAUGAUGAAGAUGAGGGCCACACAGUGGUCGCAACAGCUCGUGGUAUCUUCAACAGCAACGGUGGCGUUCUGAGCUCCAUUGAAACUGGUGUCAGCAUAAUUAUCCCGCAGGGCGCCAUCCCUGAAGGUGUGGAGCAGGAGAUCUACUUUAAGGUCUGUCGAGACAACAGCAUCCUGCCACCGCUGGACAAGGAGAAAGGAGAGACUCUGCUCAGCCCACUGGUGAUGUGUGGACCUCAUGGCCUCAAGUUUUUGAAGCCUGUGGAGCUACGCUUACCUCACUGUGCGUCAAUGACCCCUGAUGGUUGGUCUUUUGCUCUAAAAUCCUCCGACUCCUCGUCGGGUGACCCAAAAAGCUGGCAGAACAAGUCUCUCCCCGGAGAUCCCAACUACCUGGUGGGAGCCAACUGUGUGUCUGUGCUCAUUGACCACUUUUAAGGACGGACCAGCCGGUGUGAUGUUACUGAGUGUGGAACCAUGGGGGACUAAAUGAAGAAGAUGGACACGCACAUAAACACACACACGCACACACACAUACACACGCAUAGUGUAUAUACACUGACGGAUGCACUCCAAACAUACAAACGCGACACACAAAGGAGCAUGAAGAACCAGUCAGUGCUGUUUACUGCACCCAUGGAUGAAGGCGAGAUGAAAGUUUCUCUUUAAACUGUUCCUCAAUUUGAAGUUUUGAUGUGAAAUGAAACGGUUGAUGCAUGCCCCAUGUCUCUGAGGACUGACACUAUAUAUAAAGCAAUGUUUAAUGUAAUUCUUACAUGAAUAUAAAUGGAUGGAUGGAGUUUGAGGCAACAUACGUGCUUCAAAAAACUGUGUGUCAGUAUAUUUAUGCUAUAUAUGCCACCAGUAUAUAUAGUAGUAUAGGGAAGACUUACUAAAUUUUUACUCAUGAAUUGAAUUAUCAGCGGACAGCUGGGGCUGAAUAUGAAGAAUUAUCGCCAUGUUUUUCUUGUUUUUUUUUCUCCACAUUGAGGGAAUUAUAUUGAAGGUUUGAGGCAGGUGAAGACAUUUGCAAGUAUCUGGUGAAGGAAAGAUGGCAAAACAUGAGCUGGAUAUGAACCCGAGCAGCACACUCAAAGAGACGUUCUUCCAUCACUCCUUCCUUUGUUCUUCCUUUUCCUACAGUAAUCCCUUGUAGCUUCCUUUCUUGCCAAGCACCGCGUCUCUCCUUCCAGCCUGAGGGAGAUCUAUGCAUGUUCUUUACUCAGGUCCAGUAGCAUCUACACUUCCUUCCUCACAUCUCUCUGCCUCUCCUCUGCGCCUCUCCCUCUGUCCUGUUCUCUGUGCACUCUAGCACUCACACACAAAUAAGCAGUGAUGCCUUAUCUGCAGAUUAUUCACUUUUCAUUAAAAAGAUAAGUUAUGAUAAAUUAUGGUAUAAUGUCAUUUGUGUUGCCAUUUUUUGUGAACCCACUGUAUAAAAGAAACUUGGGUUUAGCACACACAAUAACGGUUGAUAAAAGAUAACAAAGGUAUGCUCUUCUUUUAUCUGCUAUGCAUUACUUAAAAACAACAAAAAAAAUGAAAAGAAGUGGCUGUAAAUAAAGCUAGCAUAUUGCCUUGUUUCUUUUGUUUGUAAAUGAACUUUUUGUAUGUCUUUUGUUUUUGUAUAAAACUUAGAGAAAACAUGUUUUAAAAAGCAAAGGAAAGUGAGCGUGGUUAUCUUGAUAUUGUGAGAUACCCUCGAGCCUUGGAAUUGUAACCAUAACAAUAACACAUCACACCUUUUCUACCAUCAUAUUGACGCCAUGUUACAAUAAGGUCUUUUUGUGGCCACAUACCGAUCAGGAACUUGGCUUAAAACACAUUUAAAACAUGUUCUUUUGGAAGGGUGUGCUCUCAAAGUGUUCCCCUCACGGAUUUGUGAUACUGGAUGCUAUAUUGUGUGCCCUUAAAUGUAUUUUUGUACUAAUAGACAAUAUAUUAUGUAUGGCACACCAGUACUGUUUUAUUUUUAGAUAUAACACGGCUUUAAUUGGUUAUUAGCUCUUCACGUUUGGCUGACUUUUUUUUCCUCCUCUGCAACACAAUUUUAAGUAUACCACUGUAUUAAUAAAUAAAAUCAUUUUUAAAAUAAA
This is a messenger RNA of Mugil cephalus (flathead mullet), 7527 nucleotides long. RefSeq names its product tight junction protein 1a (gene tjp1a). Gene Ontology annotation, molecular function: cell adhesion molecule binding. The record is from RefSeq and is a predicted model, not a curated record. Gene Ontology annotation, cellular component: bicellular tight junction; plasma membrane. Lineage: Eukaryota; Metazoa; Chordata; Actinopteri; Mugiliformes; Mugilidae. Bases 473 to 5869 code for a protein of 1798 amino acids. The transcript has 31 exons. Gene Ontology annotation, biological process: positive regulation of blood-brain barrier permeability; cell-cell junction organization; establishment of endothelial intestinal barrier.